AUGGUCGAUCGGCCCAAGAUGGCUGCUCUGGCCGCGGCGUCAUCAAGCAAAGGCUCAGUUGCAGAACUGGUCGCCUGGGCUCGCGCGCAGAGGCGCAAAGGAAGAGGCCUGCUGCAGGUGGCACCUGGAAUCUACUUGGGCAACAAACAGGCGGCUGCGGAUGCUGAGCUUCUUGCCCUCAAUGGUAUCACGGCUGUCUGCGCGAUUGGCGCUCGGCCCUACAACCAUCCUGGCCUCGUCUACCACCACGUCUCGGUUGAGGAUGAUGGAGGCAGCUCCAUGCUACCUUUUCUGGAGGCAAGCUGCGACUUCAUCCACGCACAAGCACGUCAGGGAGCGGUCCUUGUUCACUGCAAGGGUGGCAUCAGCCGCUCUCCCUCGCUACUGGUGGCAUAUCUGAUGAAGUAUGAGCAGCUGGCUCUUUCCGAAGCCUUCGAGGUCUGCAGCCUGGCGCAGCCGGCGGCACGCUGCCCGGAGAACUUCCAGCGCGAUCUCGAGGUUUUCACUAAGAGCGGCCUUUUUUAA
Messenger RNA from Symbiodinium sp. CCMP2456, 525 nucleotides. The record is from the annotation of a GenBank genome assembly. NCBI's taxonomy places the organism in Eukaryota, Dinophyceae, Suessiales, Symbiodiniaceae.